CCCGCCAGGGGGCGCCGUCACCGCCGGGAGCGGCCGGAAGUGAGGCGGGCUGGGCGGGCGAGCGGCGGCGGCGGGAUGAACGCGCCUCCGGCCUUCGAGUCCUUCCUCCUCUUCGAGGGCGAGAAGAAGAUCACCAUCAACAAGGACACGAAGGUGCCUAAUGCCUGCCUGUUCACCAUCAACAAGGAGGACCACACGCUGGGGAACAUCAUCAAAUCGCAGUUACUGAAAGACCCCCAGGUGUUAUUUGCAGGGUACAAGGUCCCGCACCCGCUGGAACACAAAAUUAUCAUCCGCGUCCAAACCACCCCCGAUUACAGCCCCCAGGAAGCGUUCACCAACGCCAUCACGGAUCUGAUCAGCGAGCUCUCCCUCCUGGAGGAGAGGUUCAGGGUUGCUAUUAAAGACAAACAAGAAGGAAUCGAGUAAAAUCAUCCCCUUUAGAGGCAGACUGAUGUGUGUGUUAGUUGGAUGUUAUAUUUAAACCUCCAUUCAUGGCAAAUAUUUUCUCCCUUGUCCCACUUACGUUUAAUUUUUGACAGUAGCAGCGGUAUUUUGUGUCUUUUUUUUUUUUUUUUUAUACUAGACGGGCACUUUGCCAAGAGGAUAAAUGUCUUGUUUGAUUUGAUGGAUAAGUCAUUAAAAUGGUUUCUACUUUUCUAAUUGGAGCCUUCAGUCAAAUAUUUGUACUGGGCUGUUGGCGAGUUUAUUGUGAGCGUACUCUCAGGAUGAGAAACUGCUGUGUGAGGGGGUAGAUGAACCCUCUGCUUUUCCUUUUCAAAAAGUCUAGGCACUGCCAACUGAACUGGUAUUUUGUUUUAUUAAGUGUCGUUUCUAUAAAACAAAUGCACAAAUUGUGAAAACGUACAGUAAAAGAAACCAGAUGUUUACAAUGA
Molecule: messenger RNA, 896 nt
Organism: Chroicocephalus ridibundus (black-headed gull)
Lineage: Eukaryota; Metazoa; Chordata; Aves; Charadriiformes; Laridae
Gene: POLR2J
Product: RNA polymerase II subunit J
Exons: 4
Coding region: 76-429 (117 amino acids)
Biological process (GO): transcription by RNA polymerase II
Cellular component (GO): RNA polymerase II, core complex
Molecular function (GO): DNA binding; protein dimerization activity
Source: RefSeq, a predicted model, not a curated record